AAACUUGAAUUAUGACCGAAAAUAAGGAUAAAAUUGUCGACAAGGACAAGGAUAAGAAAGCCGAGUGUGAGAUGGUAAGAGAAAAGGAUAAGGACAUCGAAGCACAAGAUAAGGAUGUUCAUCAUUUGGAGAAAACAGCAAAAGAACAGCUAGCAAAAAACGAACAGCAGUCACAUCCCCAGCAUGACAGAGCCCUCCACAAAGAUGACUAUGGCACCCAGCGUGUCUACAAGAAAACCUCACCCAAUUGUGUUUUAACUCUCUACUUGCCUUCACGUGAAAUUACAUUGUCUGGCAGCAGUCCCUCAAUAUUGCGUGGCAUUGUAUUUGUUGAUCCAAAGGCCAUACAGGGAUAUCGUGUCUAUGCGCAAUUGACACUAACAUUUCGUUACGGCCGUGAGGAUGAGGAAGUGAUGGGCUUAAGGUUUUGUAAUGAGGCCAUAAUGUCGUUGCAUCAAAUAUGGCCGAGAAAUGAAGAGCCCAGCAAGGAGUCAUUAAGUCCCUUACAGGAAGCUCUGUUAAAACGUUUAGGCGAUGGUGCUCAUCCCUUCACUCUGACAUUGACAGCUCAGGCACCACCCAGCGUACAAUUGGUGCCAGCCAAACGUUACUAUGGUGCCCCCAUUGGCACCAGCUACGAUGUCAGAUGUUUCAUUGCUGACAAAUCCGAUGAGAAAUUCCACCGGCGAGCUUCUGUCAAAAUGGGCGUUAGAGUUAUUUAUCGUACGGAUGUUUUCAAUCAUGGCAUUGGUGGUCCGGAAAAUUUCGCCGCCUUAGUCAAUAAUCCGGUAUCCUCACCACCUCCCCAAGCUACAACUAUGACCUCAACAAAUACUCAUUCUACUAUAGCUUCCUCUCUCAGUACUCAUACCACCAUCAGUGAAACUCAAUCCGACCCAGCGGCUCACCAUCAGCAGCAGCAACAACAACACCACCAUCUACAUGAAGCCGCCAGUGCUGAGACUUCUUUGCAGGCCACAAAUGCACAUGAAACACGUUCUUUCGCUAAAGUUCGCAAGUCGGAUAGAGGUGAUUCCUUUCCCAAAUUACGUUUGUCUCCGAAGACAUUUCGUUUCAGUAAUCGUUUUGGACGCAGCAAAAGUGAGGUGGAGAAGUGUCCCAAUGAUCCGUUUCAUAAUUAUAGUAAAUCGUUUCAAGAGUAUGACAGUGUUUGCACCACUAAUUUAAGUGGUGGGCCUCAGGGUGCUGUAGACAAACCUUUCCUGCUGCAAGACGGUCGUGUGGGUUUACGUGCAAGUUUGGAUAAAUCCUGGUAUACGCAUGGUGAAGAUGUGUGUGUCACCAUCAAUAUACGCAAUGACAGCAGAAAGACUGUGCGGAAAGUUCGAGUCUGUGCCAUCCAACAUGUGGAUGUCUGCAUGUUUAACAAUGGUAAAUUUAAGAAUGUGGUAGCUGACUCUGACAAUGUCUCACCGCCACCCGUAGACCAGCAUGUGGCCCCCGGCACUACUCUUAAUACCACCGUGAUUUUAAAGCCUCAACGUGGAGCCACCAAAAAUUGGAUCGCCUUAGAAGAUACACUACAGCGAAGCACCGAACCAGAUGAAAUAACAGCCGAUAUAGCAGCCUCUGCUUUACGCACUCCCCAUUUUCUUAUGCAAGCCAAUCACUCGCCCAAUAAAUGCUCAAGUCCUGGUGUUCUUAUACCUCCCACCGCUUUAACAGCUGCUGUCACUCAUGCCCCCACCAACAGCGAUGAACGUAAUGUUUUCGCCAUUUAUGUUUCUUACUAUGUAAAAGUCAAACUAACUUUGUCUGGAAUGGGUGGGGAAUUGUCCCUCAAGCUGCCCUUUUUACUAGUGCAUAUCGAUGAAGAGCAAAGAUUGAAACAUGAAAAGCAAAAGAUAAAACUAGAAGAAGUGCCUGCCCACAGGAGGAAUAGUAAGGCCGCAAAAUCUCCAGAACAUCAGAAACAACCUUCCCAGGAGUACUCAUUGCCCUCAAGUCUGGAUCGCAUUGAGUCUCUAGAAGCUGACAAUGUGCAUAUUAAGGUUACUCAUGUCAGCAGCUGUGAAGGUGAUGGUGUGGUAGAGGCCUCCAUACAGGCAGAAGCUGAAGAUGAAAUAGCUGAGGAACCUCAGCCUUCUACUAGUUUGGCCCUUCGUCGUCGCCGACAAUCCUUUAUGCGCUGUGAAAGUAUAGAUCAUGGCUUGGAGGAUGAUGUGGUAGUAGCGAAACCUGUGGAUUUAGAGCAAGUGUUGCAUGUGGCUCAAGUACACAGUGAAUCGCAAGCUGAAGAGCAAUCAGAGCAAACAGAUAUUGGUGGCAGUAAGUCAUGA
Calliphora vicina (urban bluebottle blowfly) is the source of this 2300-nucleotide messenger RNA. RefSeq lists its product as uncharacterized. The transcript has 7 exons. Gene Ontology annotation, molecular function: G protein-coupled receptor binding. The coding region runs from base 12 to 2300 and encodes 762 amino acids. The record is from RefSeq and is a predicted model, not a curated record. Gene Ontology annotation, cellular component: cytoplasm. Lineage: Eukaryota; Metazoa; Arthropoda; Insecta; Diptera; Calliphoridae. Gene Ontology annotation, biological process: signal transduction; G protein-coupled receptor internalization.